AUGGCGGCUGUGAAGAAAUAUCGCAUCGGUCCCAGGACGAAUCCGGCGCUCGCUGGCCAUCAAUGCAUGUUUGUAGACCUGCCUGGUCCACAAGGAGGUCCACAGGGGAGUAUCCAAAUUGGCGAGGAGAUCAUCAGGGAAAAGCCUCUACUCCAUCUGAUGCUGGGACAGAGCCUGAAAAACUUCAACAUGGACAACUGGAUAGCAAAGCCAGCGCACAAAUCACGCGUCACCAAGGCUGUCAAAGAGUUGGAGGCGGAUCGGCGAGUGGCGUAUCUAGCUUUGCACUCGAAUGGGGUUGCUAGGAUCGGGACAGCCGCCAGAACCAUCCGCAUAUUUCGCUCUAUUUGCUUCACGGAGGAGCGGAACUGGAAAGCCAACGGGAAGAAAGCGAAAGCCCCGCUCAUCUCGCUCGGGCUCUUCAAGGAUCUCUCUAGGAUCAACAACGCCUGCCAGCCAAACGCGGUCUUCGGGUGGGAUUAUCAAACUGGAAAGGCUACGGUCUAUGCCACGCAGGUGAUCCGGCACGAUGAUGAGGUGCUGAUUGAGUACGACCGCGAGAACACUAUCAGGAACACUGCCGCUAGGAGAGUUGCGUUCCAGCGGAACCUUCGGUGGGCGUGUGUUUGCGCCUUGUAUGUCGCUGCCAAUACAACUGAGUCUGACAAUAGGAGGAAUAGGCUUGCUGAGUUGCAUGAGCAUGUUCAUGCGGCGAUCCACGUCCCGAAUACCUGGCAGGCCCUGGAAGAUCUGGUGCAGAGACAGUAUGUUACUAAAGUCAUAGAAUACCAUGCCUUGCUGAAAGCCGAGGGGAUCAUGGUCAGUAGAUUGGUGGAAGCACUGCAGAAGGCAGCAUGUGUCUCGUACAAUGAGUUCAACGACAGUCGCACAGCGAUCAUGUUCUUGAUGGAAGCAAUUAAUGUUGGAAUUAUUGCGUACGGAGAUGGGUGUCGGUUUGUAGCUCGGCCUGAUGUGCAACUUGGACGGAUUAUGCGAGGUGCGAAGAUGAAAGUGGAACCUGAUGCAGACGAAGAAGACAAUGAAGAGGAGGAUCAAGAUGAGGAGGACGAGGAGUAGUCGGAGAGCCAGAUCUUGGACUGUCUUCCAAUGCUCGACUUUGGAAAACGAGUAGAUGAUAUCCAAGUCAGAUGUCCUUUAGCCUAGCAUAUGUUCAUAGACUUCAUCGACAUGUUUACAUUGUG
Mytilinidion resinicola is the source of this 1202-nucleotide messenger RNA. RefSeq lists its product as uncharacterized. NCBI's taxonomy places the organism in Eukaryota, Fungi, Ascomycota, Dothideomycetes, Mytilinidiales, Mytilinidiaceae. The record is from RefSeq and is a predicted model, not a curated record. The transcript has 2 exons. Bases 1 to 1077 code for a protein of 358 amino acids.